CCCAUAAUCUCUGGACAAAGAUAUAUAAAUGCGAAUGGUCACUGUGAGAAUUAUUAGCAGUUGAAUUCGUUCAAACCAACAGCUAGCUCUCAUUCAGCCAUGAAGGUUCUUAUCCUUUUCGCUUUGUUCGCUGCCUCCCAAGCAGCCGUGCUUUUGCACGCUCCUGCUGUGAUUGGAACUGGAGGAAGCACUCAAUACAGAAGCCAGGAUAACUAUGGAAACUACAACUUUGGUUACGAUGAAGGACACUUGACUGGAGGCACCUUCCGAAAAGAAUCUGGUGAUGCCCACGGAAAUGUAGCAGGUUCCUACGGAUUGAGAGAUGCUGAUGGUCGAAUCAGAAUUGUCAACUACGUAGCUGAUGCCGCUGGUUUCCGAGCUGACAUCAAGACCAACGAACCAGGUGUUGAACCCAAAGACCCAGCUCAUGCUUCCAUCAACAAGGCUGGCGUUGUUGUAGCUCCUGCUGCUUCUGCAGUUGCCUAUGCACCAGCUCUUCCAGCUGCUGUCCCUGCCCCUGUUGCAUACGCUGCCCCAGCACCGGUUGCUUAUGCUGGUCACCAUUAUGCUGGCCACCAUUAUGCUGCUCCCCAUUAUGCUGGCCAUCAUUAUGCUGCUCCCCAUUAUGGAUUUGCUUACCAUUAUUAAGAUGUAAAAUGAGUAUUGGUUUUGAGAUUACAUGAUAUUGGUUUUGAGAUUACAUGAUAAGGUACGAAGGUGUACAAUAUUUUUAAAAUUAUCAUUAUAGCCUUCAUUUUCGAUCACAAUAUUUAUUUCCAGCUUUCGCCUGCAUCACAUCUAAGUAAUAUUUAUUAUAGACCUUCAUAUUCGCUCUAGCAAUACAAUUAUUACUCGGGCUUUUUUCUUUGCCAUAGUCAUGCAUAAACCAUAUGCCAUAAAUUCGCUUACUCUUACUACAGUCUAGCUUUUUUGGAUAAUGUGAACUUGCUUCUAGUUAGAAUAUUUUCUUCAUUAUCUUUAAUGCUCUAGGAAUUUUGAAAACAAUAUUCUUACUUUCUGCCAUUGAAUGUGCCAAGCAUAUAAAUUGCAAUGAAUAAAAUUGUUCCUACCUUAUUUGUUCUACAAUAUGUUUAAAAAGCGUUCUGUUUGUUUUAAAUGUUGAUUUGACAUUCAAAUCAAAUUUUUGUUUUCCUAUCGUCCUGAGAAAUUAGAUUUGCAUUGUUAUGCAGUUAUUUUUUCCUAUAGCUCUUUAAAUUAUCUGACUUUGUAUGUUUAUAUAUAUAUAGAUAUAUGAUGCCUGUUCUUUCAUCUUCUUUAAACUUAAUAAAUAAAAUAUUGUCACCUA
This is a messenger RNA of Argiope bruennichi, 1306 nucleotides long. RefSeq names its product cuticle protein 14-like. The coding region runs from base 100 to 648 and encodes 182 amino acids. The transcript has 3 exons. NCBI's taxonomy places the organism in Eukaryota, Metazoa, Arthropoda, Arachnida, Araneae, Araneidae. Gene Ontology annotation, molecular function: structural constituent of chitin-based larval cuticle. Gene Ontology annotation, cellular component: chitin-based extracellular matrix. The record is from RefSeq and is a predicted model, not a curated record.